Eublepharis macularius is the source of this 1264-nucleotide messenger RNA. RefSeq names its product integrin subunit beta 1 binding protein 1 (gene ITGB1BP1). Gene Ontology annotation, biological process: negative regulation of substrate adhesion-dependent cell spreading; negative regulation of focal adhesion assembly. Lineage: Eukaryota; Metazoa; Chordata; Lepidosauria; Squamata; Eublepharidae. Gene Ontology annotation, molecular function: integrin binding. The coding region runs from base 203 to 805 and encodes 200 amino acids. The record is from RefSeq and is a predicted model, not a curated record. Gene Ontology annotation, cellular component: cell periphery; cytoskeleton; lamellipodium. The transcript is spliced from 7 exons.
UGUGGAAGUACACGAAAGUUCCGCCUGCCGGGUCUCUGUCCAUGGUGUUGCUGUGAAAGGGGAGAGGCGGCUGCUGAAGCGGUGAAGUGGGAAGCAAUCUCUUGGGUAGCAGCUGAGCUCGAUCUCCUUUCCACCCUUAAAAAUAAUACAUUACAGAAUGGAAAGGAGUUGAGUAUUGUCUUUGAUUCUAUAAUGAUAAAAAAUGUUCCGGAAAGGAAAAAAACGGCACAGUAGCAGCAGUUCACAAAGCAGUGAAAUCAGCACUAAAAGUAAGUCUGUAGACUCUAGUCUUGGUGGUCUUUCAAGAUCUAGUACAGUUGCUAGUCUAGAUACGGACUCUACAAAAAGUUCAGGUCAAAGUAACAGCAAUUCAGAUACUUGUGCAGAAUUUAGAAUUAAAUACGUUGGCGCCAUUGAAAAACUGAAACUUGAUGAAAGCAAGACUUUGGAGGGGCCGCUGGACUUGAUAAAUUACAUAGAUGUGGCACAGCAAGAUGGAAAGUUACCCUUCGUGCCAGGGGAAGAAGAAUUUAUAAUGGGCGUUUCCAAGUAUGGUAUUAAAGUCACAACUUCAGAUCAGUAUGAUGUCUUGCAUAGACAUGCGCUUUACCUAAUUGUGCGGAUGGUCUGCUAUGAUGAUGGCCUGGGGGCCGGAAAGAGUUUACUGGCUUUGAAGACGACUGAUGCAAACUAUGAAGAAUACAGCCUUUGGAUAUACCAGUGUAAUAGUCUGGAACAAGCACAAGCUAUUUGUAAGGUAUUAUCAGCAGCCUUCGAUUCAGUUUUGACAUCCGAGAAGUCCUGAAUUUCUACAGCUGCCUUUCAUACUGAGAAAGAAGUACUGCUUGCUGUGACUGUGUAGAAAUUGGAAACUAAAGCAAGUAUUUUGAAUGGAACAGAUGUGAACUUCUAAUUUUAUUUUUUUUUUACUGCUUGAGCAUACUGUUCAAAGAAGCAAGGUUGGUUUUUGUUUUUUUUCUAAAUAAAACUUGCUCAUCAAGUCUGUGUGAUGAAGAAAAAUCAACUCAGCCACGAAACUCAUUGGGUGACUUCAGGCCAGUCGUUCUCUUGAUCAACCAAACCUACCUCGCAAGGUGGCUGUGAGAAUAAAGCGGAAACCAGAUGUGCUGCCUUGAGCACUUUGGAGGAAGGACGGGAUAAAGAUAUAAUAAUGUAAGAGCCCAACCAGUUCUUACCAUUGUACGGUCAUGCUAAGUCUCAUAAAUGAAAUUAAUAUUAAACCUUAGAUUUUUGGCAUAUGUUA